Molecule: messenger RNA, 399 nt
Organism: Dentiscutata erythropus
Lineage: Eukaryota; Fungi; Glomeromycota; Glomeromycetes; Diversisporales; Gigasporaceae
Source: the annotation of a GenBank genome assembly
AUGGAACCUGAUAAAGUACAAGGUUUAAUAAAAGAACUAUCUAUGCCAAGUGAGCCGAUUGAUGAUAACGAUAGAGGAAAUAAGAGCAAAGAAUCAAAACCAAUAACUUUACUCCAGUUAUACUAUAAUGCAAACCGGGCAGAAAAACGUGUAACCCGUGCCUACCAAGAAGAAAUAAGAUGCUGGUAUCUGUUUGCUAAAAAAUUUGAAGAAAGAGUUAAAGAAAUAAAAAAUAAUAACAGUAGGUACAAUGAUCAACAAGCUAGAGAGUUAGUAUAUAGCGAAGUCGCAACCAAUCUUCUGGGAUUUACAAGAGAUAGUUUGCGCAAAAAAACUGCAAAGGCUAGAAAUAUCUACAAGUUGUUUGGAGAAAUUUAUGACCCCGAUACCAAAAAAAUA